Messenger RNA from Mytilus californianus (California mussel), 545 nucleotides. RefSeq names its product fibrinogen-like protein A. The transcript is spliced from 5 exons. The record is from RefSeq and is a predicted model, not a curated record. NCBI's taxonomy places the organism in Eukaryota, Metazoa, Mollusca, Bivalvia, Mytilida, Mytilidae. The coding region runs from base 102 to 545 and encodes 147 amino acids.
GUAAGCCGAAGGACUGUGCAGACUUGGACCCAAACUAUGACCCUAGCGGAGUAUAUAAAAUAUAUCUCACUACCGGAAGAGCAUUCAAGGUUUAUUGUGAUAUGACAACCGAUGGAGGACGCUGGACUGUUUUUAUCAGACGAAUGGAUGGUUCUGAGAAUUUCAAUAAAAAUUGGAUAGGAUAUGAAAAUGGUUUUGGAGACUUAAAUCGGGAAUUUUGGUUAGGAAACAAAUACCUCAAUUUACUGACUUCAAUUGGGAAAACUGAAAUGAGGGUUGAGAUGGAAAAUUUUAAAGAUGACAAGAGGUAUGCCAAAUACUCAUCAUUCAAGGUGGGAGAUGCUGGAUCGAAAUAUAAACUGACAAUUGGUGGAUAUUCUGGAAAUGCCGGCGAUACUUUUGGAGCUGCUGAACACAACGGAAAGAAAUUCAGAACACCUGACCAAGACAAUGAUGUAUAUAAAGACAACUGUGCAUUAUUCAGUCAUAGAGUUGGCGGCGGUUGGUGGUUUCAAGCAUGUGAAUCUGUCUGCUUUACAUUAUGA